AAAUGAAAUAAAAACCAAAAGAAUGUUUCUACUAUUAACUCUCAUCAUCAUCGCAUUGGCGCUCGUGGUGUUCGCGCUCGAGCGGCAUUACACCUAUUGGCAGCGACGUGGGGUGCCACAGGUUGCGCCCCGUUAUGUGGUUGGCAACAUCCAGCGCACACCUGGCGGUCAAGUGCAGCUACGCCACUUCAACAAGCUACUCUACGAGGAGUACAAGAAGCGUCGACCUUUUGUGGGCAUGUAUAUCUUCUUCACGCGCGCCGCACUCAUACUUGAUUUGGAUGUCAUCAAAGACAUCUGCAUUAGUAAGUUUUCGAACUUCCAAGAUCGCGGUGUUUUCUCGAAUCCACGCGAUGAUCCACUCACCGGUCAUCUGUUUCGCUUGGAGGGCGAGCAAUGGCGCGCCAUGCGCCAGAAACUCACGCCCGUCUUCUCUUCAGGCAAUAUGAAAUACAUGUUCCCCACCGUGCUGAAAGUGGGCAAUGAACUGACGCAAGCAUGCCACGCGGCGAUCGCGGACAGCACACAUAAGGGUGAGCUGGAAAUGAAGGAGCUGUGCGCGCGCUACACUACCGAUGUAAUUGGCACUUGCGCUUUUGGCAUUGAGUGCAAUAGCCUACGCGAUCCGCAGGCUGAGUUCAGAAGUCGCGGCCAUGCCGUCUUCUCCGAACAACGGCACUCACAACUCGUGCAGACAUUCAUGCUGAUGAAUCCAGAUUUGGCACGUCGUUUGCGUUUGAAGUUCUUUCCCGACCACAUAAUACAGUUCUAUGUGGAUGUAGUGCGUCAAACUGUGGAGCUGCGACAGCGCGACAGAGGCAAACGCAACGAUUUUAUGGAUUUGAUGAUCGCCUUGAAGGCGGAAGACGAGCGUUUGUCGGCGAAAAGUGAUGGCAUCGACCUUUCGCAAGGUCUUACGCUGCUGCAAAUAGUGUCGCAAGCGUUUGUCUUCUUUGUGGCCGGUUUUGAUACGUCUUCGACGACCAUGUCGCUGUGUCUAUACGAGCUCGCAUUGAAUCCGGCGAUACAGGAGAAGGCGCGCAAUGAGAUCGAACAUGUGCUGAAAGCGCAUAACGAACAGCUCACAUACGAGGCGCUAAAUGAAAUGCAGUAUCUUGAUCAAGCAGUGGAUGAAACACUGCGCAAAUACCCCGUUGUGCCGUAUCUGGUGCGCAAAGCUAAGGAGGACUACUUGGUGCCCAACACCAAUGAGGUCAUCGAAAGCGGGUCUCUUGUAGUGUUGCCUGUGCACGCCAUUCAACACGACUCUGAGCUAUACCCGGAGCCGGAUAAGUUUGAUCCCGAACGUUUUAACACCGAAGAGCAUAGUGAUCGUCAUGCUGCUGCGUACAUGCCAUUUGGCAAAGGACCUCGCGCCUGUAUUGGCUUGCGUUUUGGCAAAAUGCAGGCCAAGGUAGGGUUGGUUAAUUUGCUGCGUCAUUUCCAGUUCAGCAGAUCCGCACGAACUCAAGUGCCACUCGAUUUUAUUGAACGCAUUUUCCAAAUCACACCAGCCAGCGGCAUACAUUUAAAUGUGGAGCCUUUGAAAGUCGCGCGAUAGGACAACAAAUAGUUUUUUAUGGCAAUGAAAUGAGUUUUGAAAUAGACUUUUUAAUUUAUAGUUGAAAUGUUGUGUCAUUAAGUUAUUAAUAAGUCUCCACGUAAAAUAAAAUCUCGGGAAUUUUUCCUUGAAAGGUGCGUAUUCGUUAUUAGAAAAACCUGCUUGAU
Molecule: messenger RNA, 1728 nt
Organism: Rhagoletis zephyria (snowberry fruit fly)
Lineage: Eukaryota; Metazoa; Arthropoda; Insecta; Diptera; Tephritidae
Product: probable cytochrome P450 6a14
Molecular function (GO): heme binding; oxidoreductase activity, acting on paired donors, with incorporation or reduction of molecular oxygen; monooxygenase activity
Source: RefSeq, a predicted model, not a curated record